Molecule: messenger RNA, 2751 nt
Organism: Vicugna pacos (alpaca)
Lineage: Eukaryota; Metazoa; Chordata; Mammalia; Artiodactyla; Camelidae
Source: RefSeq, a predicted model, not a curated record
AAUCAGAGGAUCUCAAUGAGACUGGAAGGAAAGAAAAAGGAGACCCUCUAAACAUUGCAAUUGAUAAGAUGACCAAGAAAACAAGAGACCUAAGGAGACAGCUUCGGAAAGCAGUGAUGGAUCACAUAUCUGACUCUUUCUUGGAAACCAACGUCCCUUUGCUAGUUCUCAUUGAGGCUGCAAAGAGUGGGAAUGAGAAGGAAGUGAAGGAAUAUGCCCAGGUUUUCCGGGAGCACGCCAACAAGCUGGUGGAGGUUGCCAAUUUGGCCUGCUCCAUCUCCAACAACGAGGAAGGGGUGAAACUGGUUCGGAUGGCGGCCACGCAGAUCGACAGCCUGUGUCCCCAGGUCAUCAACGCUGCUCUCACGCUGGCUGCCCGGCCGCAGAGCAAAGUCGCUCAGGACAACAUGGACGUCUUCAAAGACCAGUGGGAAAAGCAGGUCCGAGUGCUGACGGAGGCCGUGGACGACAUCACCUCGGUGGACGACUUCCUCUCCGUCUCAGAAAACCACAUCUUGGAGGAUGUGAACAAGUGUGUGAUCGCCCUUCAGGAGGGUGACGUGGACACCCUGGACAGGACCGCGGGGGCCAUCAGGGGCCGGGCUGCUCGCGUGAUACACAUCAUCAAUGCGGAGAUGGAGAACUACGAAGCCGGCGUUUACACUGAGAAGGUGCUGGAAGCUACGAAACUGCUCUCGGAGACAGUGAUGCCGCGCUUUGCUGAGCAAGUAGAGGUUGCCAUCGAAGCCCUGAGUGCCAGCGUCCCUCAACCGUUUGAGGAGAACGAGUUCAUCGACGCCUCCCGCCUGGUGUACGACGGCGUUCGGGACAUCAGGAAGGCCGUGCUGAUGAUCAGGACCCCAGAGGAACUAGAGGACGAUUCAGACUUUGAGCAGGAAGAUUAUGAUGUGCGUAGCCGGACGAGUGUUCAGACUGAGGACGACCAGCUCAUUGCCGGGCAGAGCGCACGGGCCAUCAUGGCACAGCUGCCGCAGGAGGAGAAGGCAAAGAUCGCCGAGCAGGUGGAGAUUUUCCACCAAGAGAAGAGCAAGCUGGACGCGGAAGUGGCCAAGUGGGACGACAGUGGCAAUGACAUCAUCGUGCUGGCCAAGCAGAUGUGCAUGAUCAUGAUGGAGAUGACAGACUUCACCAGAGGCAAAGGCCCAUUGAAAAAUACGUCUGAUGUCAUUAACGCCGCCAAGAAAAUUGCCGAAGCAGGUUCUCGAAUGGACAAAUUAGCCCGCGCUGUGGCUGAUCAGUGCCCUGAUUCGGCGUGUAAGCAGGACCUGUUAGCCUACCUUCAGCGAAUUGCCCUGUAUUGCCAUCAGCUCAACAUCUGCAGCAAGGUGAAGGCAGAAGUCCAGAACCUAGGAGGAGAGCUCAUUGUGUCAGGGACAGGAGUUCAGAGCUCUUUCACUACCUUUUAUGAGGUAGAUUGUGAUGUCAUAGAUGGGGGCAGGGCUAGCCAACUUUCCACCCACCUCCCAGCCUGUGCAGAGGGAGCUCCGAUCGGGAGUGGAAGCAGUGAUUCCUCCAUGCUGGACAGUGCCACGUCGCUCAUCCAGGCAGCUAAAAACCUGAUGAAUGCUGUUGUCCUCACGGUCAAAGCAUCCUAUGUGGCCUCAACAAAAUACCAGAAGGUCUAUGGGACAGCGGCUAUCAACUCACCCGUCGUGUCUUGGAAGAUGAAGGCUCCGGAGAAGAAGCCCCUUGUCAAGAGAGAAAAGCCUGAAGAAUUCCAGACGCGAGUCCGACGAGGUUCUCAGAAGAAACACAUUUCGCCUGUACAGGCUUUAAGUGAAUUCAAAGCAAUGGAUUCCUUCUAGGACGACAGGCUUUAGCAAGAAAGCGUUUUCUUUCUUUCUUUCUUUCUUUCUUUUCUUUUCUUUUUAAUUCCAGUUUUGUAUGCGUACCUGCUGACUCGUAUGCCUCUGGCGUGGGGGAAUUAAGGAAGCAGUGUCUGUUUGCAUGUCAGAUCAGAUGUGAUCAAUACCACGGAUCCAUCUGUAGCCUGGGGAGGGGACAGGGAAUUCCUGUCCCGAGGUGGCACCGAGUUGUCCUUUGCAACAUUCUCAUAAAAUUGGGCAAAGUGUUUGCAUUGCAGUGUUUACCGGGAGCGGGGGGGAUGGGGGAAAAAUAAACUUAACUCUACAAAAGCAAACUCUAAUGCAUGCAAGAAUCAUUAGGUUGGCAGGUAUAUUAAUCAGUGAAAUAUCUGGAAGUGUCACGGUAGAACAUAAAGCUUGUAUUGCUUCUGUUCCAGUGUGAAAAAUGUCUUAGCCAAUACGCUGAAGUGUGUGGCCCACAAACUGAACACUUUACCUUUGGCAUCAUAUCCAUGCAAUGAUGUGGAUUUUUCGGUUUUUUUUUUACUAAGGGGAAACUGACUCGUCCAGCCUAAAUUGCUUCUUCGAAUCUGUAUUCUGUUCUUUUCUCUCCUAGUUGUGCCAUGACCUGUGCUUAUGUUAUCAAUUCCCCCCCCUUUCCUGAAAAUAAUAAACGUUUUUUUACAAGAAUUAUAAUCCUUCUGGGGGCACUGGACAUACAAUGUGGCGGUCAUCCUACUUUUACUUAAAGAAAAAAUUGAACUAUGAUUUUGCUAGAAAUAGGAGGCCCAGUGGUGGAAUGUUAGAGGAGUGGAAACCGACCAUGUGUGAGGGUUUAGAGGCAGAUACAUAGGUGUAGCUUGGAGUGCUGGUAUCUGAUAUGCCAUUGUAUCCACUAACUCAAAAUAAACACAUUUAAUCUUGA